GCUGCCUCACCCGCCAUAAGCAAGUAGUUAAUAGAUGUUUUCUUUCUCGCUCCUUCAUCAUACCAUUUGUACUUCCCACUGCUACGCCACAACUGCCCUGAUCUUUCCCCUACAGACAGGCUUGUUCAUCCGCCAGUGACGAGCUUUUAUAUCGACCCGCCUCUUUUGGGUACAAACUCCGGUCGAGGUCGUCCCCGACCUCAUCAACUCAUCACCUCUCAUCGCUCCUCCUGGCUCCCUAGACUCCUGCUGGCACAUGAAAUGAGUCCCUCGCCGAAAGUCACCGCGACCGGUCUCUCUGCUUAAUUCACCAUGCGCUGGCGGCUGCCUGGUCGAUCGAGGUCGCUCCCGGCCAGCGCCGCUAUCGUCCUCCUCCCCUCCCUCCUCCUUACAGCUCCGCAGCAGCUGUCCUACGCCCAGCAACACGAUGCCGCCGUAUCAUCGUCCGUCUACACCGCGUCCAGCCCGACCGGACGCUCCGUGAUUGACGAGUCCCGGCAUACCUAUUUUCGAGACACACACCCACAUACUCACCCGGACGUGAAGAAGAAUCCGGACAACGAUGUGAGCGCCCUGGCGACUCUGGCUCUGGCUGGCUCUGAUAGCCAUGCCGUUCGAGCCCCUCCUGCCCAGCCUGGCAGCCCGACUGCUGGCCUGGUGUCGCAGCUUCAAGCGCGGUCCCUGCAGGACUGGGAGGUUGAGGACUUUGUUCUAUUGGCGACCGUCGAUGGCACCAUUCACGCACGAGAUCGGAAGACCGGCGCCCCGAGGUGGGCGUUGGAAGUGCCCGGUAGCCCAAUGGUCGAGAGCAUUUAUCACAACCGCUCGUCUCCCAGCUUCGACGCCGAUUCCUCAACCAACGAUGACGACUUUCUCUGGAUCAUCGAACCGAGUCGGGAUGGCAGUCUUUAUAUAUUCCAGCCUGGCCCCGAAGGUGGCCUCCAACAGUUGGGUCUGACUGUGAAAGAUCUGGUCAACGAGACCCCGUACUCGGGAACGGUACCACCCGUGACGUAUACCGCCCUAAAGGAAACCACUUCGUAUACCGUGGACGCACGCACAGGGAAUGUCCUCCGUGUGUUCAGCUCCCGUGGACCAAUCACUCCCGAACAGGGUUGCAAGAUAGAUAGGCCUGGAGUGGAUGGGGAGGGUGAUUGUGAGUCACCAACUGGCACAUUGACCAUCGGUCGAAUACAAUACGUCGUUCGGAUUCAGAAUACCGAAAACGGAGAAGAGAUUUGCACGCUCAAGUACUCCGAGUGGGCGCCGAACAAUCGUGAUAUGGACCUCCAAAGCCAAUAUCACCAGACGAUGGACCAAAGUCACAUAUAUAGCCUGCAUGAUGGCGUUGUUCUCGGCUUCGACCAUUCUCACAUGGAACGAGCUCGAUACAGUCAGCGAUUUUCCAGUCCUGUAGUGCGUGUCUUCGACGUCGCACGCCCAGUCAAUGUUGACUCUUCAGACUCACCUCUCCCACUUGUUUUAUUGUCCCAGCCGAUCCAGCCGCCUGACCCGGACUAUGCAACUACGGCCGACUCGCAGCACCGGGUCUUUAUCGACUGUACCGAGACAGGUGGCUGGUUUGCUAUGUCCGAAUUGACAUAUCCACUCGUAACUGGCCGUGCAGAGCUGGCACAAUGCUACAAUAAGGACUUUUUCCGUGACAGUCACUCGUUGUUGACAUUGGACCUCCAGCGUCAGCGGAAAGCAUUGGUGGGUGUUCAUUCCCUCAACACACCAUCUGGCGGCAUUGGCCCGCGGCGAAGUAUGCAUAGUGUUACUGGCCCAUCAGCAAUUGGCGGUGGUCCCAAUGGCACUCCUCGAGAUGUGGUUAGCUCUCCGUCAUACCUGGCUUCUCCGCCAGCCCUUCGUCAGAGUGUUAUUAUUCGCACUGGUUGGGAAAAUAGAACUGAUAUUGUUGUUCUGGUAAUUCUUGCUCUUUUUGGAUAUUUCAUCUACGUCAAUUCAGGUCUUUUCCAGGAGCAAUUGAAGCAGAAACUUGAUUUGAAGAAUAUUCUCAAUGGAUAUGAUCAGCAAUUUUCGACACCUCCUGCAUCCCCGAUUACCACUACGUAUCCCCAAGGGUCGCAUCCACUAGGCGUUCAAGCUGAGCUAGCAACUCCGAAGAAAGCUCGUGUGCAGAUCGAUGAUCCAGAAAUUAUCGGUAGAGACUCAACUCCCCGAGGAACUCGAAGUUCUUCGCAACAGCCCGACCCAGACUCAACACCUCGGCUUCGAUUUCGCGAGCCAUCUCGAGGGCCUGAUGAUGAAGGGGAUGAGCUGAACCUGCAAGAUUCAGGAUUGAAGAAGAAGAAACGCCAACGAGGUCAACGAGGGGGCAAGUCUCAUAAGCGUAAAGCGAAGCCGGGACCAGAAGGUGGCAAGGCCGAGAAUCCGGUGGUGGAACAAAUACAGUCUCUCGCCCCACCACCUGGUCUUGAGCCAGAUAUCCAACUAGCUCGCCAGGUGUCUAACGAGAUUCUUGAGAUGGACGGGGCCAUUCGCAUUGGCCAGCUCAAAGUCUAUACAGAUACAGUCUUGGGUCAUGGUAGUCAUGGAACUAUUGUUUACAAAGGAACCUUUGACGGACGAGAUGUGGCUGUCAAACGUAUGCUUGUUGAGUUUUACGAUAUUGCAUCACACGAAGUUGGCUUACUACAAGAGAGUGAUGACCACGCAAACGUUAUUCGAUACUACUGCCGUGAACAAGCUACUGGUUUCUUGUAUAUCGCCCUAGAACUGUGCCCUGCUUCAUUGCAAGAUGUAGUUGAGAGGUCGCAGGACUUCCCUCAACUAGUCAACGGCGGAUUGGAUGUUCCAGACGUGUUACGGCAAAUCACGUUGGGUGUGCGUUACCUCCACUCACUUAAAAUCGUACACCGAGACUUGAAGCCUCAGAAUAUCUUGGUUGCGACGCCACGAGGCCGCAGCGUAAGUGCACAGCCAGCUCUUCGUCUUUUGAUCUCCGACUUUGGCCUGUGUAAGAAACUUGAAGACAACCAAAGCUCUUUCCGAGCGACAACUGCGCAUGCAGCUGGUACCUCUGGAUGGCGGGCUCCGGAGUUGUUGGUGGAUGAGGACCAGCAGUCGGCAAUGGCCAUCAGUGGCAGCCACUCCAACCACACAGAGUCAUCAGAGCCGGCAGUGGUUGACCCGCAAACCAACCGACGAGCAACGCGAGCAAUUGACAUUUUUUCGUUGGGAUGCGUUUUCUACUACGUUCUUACGCGUGGUGGUCAUCCCUAUGACAAAGAUGGCAAGUUCAUGCGCGAAGCCAACAUUGUCAAGGGCAAUUACAAUUUGGACGACUUGCAACGGCUAGGUGAUUAUGCGUUUGAAGCCGAUGAUCUCAUUCGCAACAUGCUCAGCCUGAACCCCCGUCGACGACCGGAUGCCACUACUGUGCUCAUGCACCCAUUUUUCUGGGGCGCUGCCGAGCGACUGAACUUUCUCUGCGACGUGUCAGACCACUUCGAAUUCGAGCCUCGUGAUCCUCCGUCUGCGGCGCUCGAAACGCUCGAGUCCGUAGCAGAGGAUGUCAUGGGUCCUGACAUGGAUUUCUUAAAACUCCUCCCCAGAGACUUCAAAGACAGCCUUGGCAAACAGCGCAAAUAUACAGGAUCCCGCAUGCUCGAUCUGCUACGAGCACUUCGCAACAAGCGCAAUCACUACAACGACAUGCCGGAGCAUCUGAAAGCGCAUAUUGGCGGACUGCCCGAGGGUUAUCUGCGGUUCUGGGCGGUGCGAUUCCCGUCACUACUGAUGAACUGCCAUUCGGUGGUGGUGGAUCUGGAUUUGUGUAGGAUUGAGCGGUUUAAGCGGUAUUUCACGGCACCGGAAUAAUCUACUAGCUAUAAUCUAAAUAGGUAAUGAAUGAAUUAUGAUUGAUG
Talaromyces proteolyticus is the source of this 3890-nucleotide messenger RNA. RefSeq lists its product as uncharacterized. Gene Ontology annotation, biological process: mRNA processing; protein phosphorylation; IRE1-mediated unfolded protein response. Lineage: Eukaryota; Fungi; Ascomycota; Eurotiomycetes; Eurotiales; Trichocomaceae. The transcript is spliced from 2 exons. Bases 313 to 3843 code for a protein of 1176 amino acids. Gene Ontology annotation, cellular component: IRE1-TRAF2-ASK1 complex. The record is from RefSeq and is a predicted model, not a curated record. Gene Ontology annotation, molecular function: ATP binding; protein serine/threonine kinase activity; RNA endonuclease activity.